This is a messenger RNA of Diaporthe amygdali, 806 nucleotides long. RefSeq lists its product as uncharacterized. Lineage: Eukaryota; Fungi; Ascomycota; Sordariomycetes; Diaporthales; Diaporthaceae. The transcript is spliced from 3 exons. The annotation marks the transcript as partial. The record is from RefSeq and is a predicted model, not a curated record.
AUGGGCCCAAGUCUGCCUACCGACGGUUUCAAGAGCGAAUCGGAACUCCAUCCGGUUGAAGGUCACACGGAUAUUGAGGUCAAUUACGAUAUCAUCCACGGGGCCAAAUACGAAGGCAGCGACCGCUGCAUCACCGUGGUCGAAGAUGAGGUGGCCCACCACGAUAUGCUCGACGAAACCGGCUCGGAGGGUAAGCCUGAUGAAACUGCCGCCAACUUCAGUCAAUCACUGGAGCUGGAAAACACCGACGAAGAUGUUUUGUGUGACGUCCCUAUCUCGUUCCCCGGAACUUGGAGCUCGCCAUCUGCAUUCCAGUCCGCCUACGGCAGACCGCACCUCAAGACUGGAGCAAAUCAACUUCGUCCCAUUUCUGUGGCUAAAUCUUUCCGUCAUAUGACUCAACGGCCCAUCUCCCAUUCCUCCCGAAACCGGCUACUCACCGGUGGUCGUCCAAUCGUACCUCGAAACGCGGUUGCCCCAGUCUCGAGACUUGAAAAGACCUAUACGAGUUGGAUUCCUCAACUUGGCAUUGCUCUACCCAUCAACGAGGAGGAGUGUCUGAAGCGAGUUCAUUACCUUGCCUUUGCGAAGCUGCACGAAAAAGGAACACCUACCAGCUCCUUUGUGCAGCAUAUUCAAGGGGAACAACAUGGCGUUGAUGCGAAUAAUGUCAGCCAUAUCCUCUGGGUGGGAAGGCAGUGGGACUCAAUUCUCUCCCUGUUCGAUUCUAUUGUUCAGAAACUCGGCAAAAAACACCCCACCUUCAAGCCACAUGGCCUCAUGGUCCUUCUCAAGGCUGGUUACAC